GGGGCUGGUGGAGGGAUGGAGCCAAAACUGGCAACCCUGCUUCAACUGCCAAACGUUGUCACUGGGUGCUUGUGACAGGGAGAGGACAAAUAGAAGCUUGGGAAUUCUCGCCGCUUUGUCAUGGGCCCUCGGGGGUCGAGCAAGUGCCACCGCCACUAGUCAAGCGGGAGAGGAGGGAAGACAGUGGAAGCAAGCACAAGGCUUCUUAUAAGCCACGGGAGGAGACGGAAGAAGAAGGAGAAGAGGCCAAGGGGGCACGAAAGGCAAUUUUUAGCUCCUGUCGACCCGGUAAGGCCAAAAUGAAGAGACCACACGAUUACAGCUCAGAGUCGGACACGGACGAGCUGAUUGACGUGGGACAAGAGGACGGUUACUGCCCAGUCACCGGGUCCAUGUCGCCUGGCAGCGCAUCACAGAUUCUGGCCCGAAAGAAGAGAAGAGGGAUAAUUGAGAAGAGGCGGAGGGACCGGAUCAAUCACAGCCUAUCGGAGUUAAGGAGACUGGUGCCAAGUGCUUUUGAAAAACAGGGUUCCUCAAAGUUGGAGAAAGCCGAGAUUCUGCAAAUGACUGUGGACCAUCUCAAAUUUCUGCACGCUAUGGGAGGAAAAGGUUACUUUGACGCGAGGGCGCUGGCAGUGGACUACAGGACCCUGGGCUUCAGGGAGUGCGUUGGAGAGGUGGUCCGGUACCUCAGCUCUCUGGAAGGAGAGUCUCCAGACCCGAUAGGCGCUCGCCUGGUCACUCAUCUUUCCCACUGUGCAAGCGAGCUGGACCCCCUGGUUCUCCAGUCGCACCCAACCUCCGCUUUGCCCUUCCCUCCUUGGCCCUGGGUGUCCUUCCCCCAGAUGUCCGCCGCCCUACCGGCCUCAUCCUCACCGCCGUUCCCCAGCGGACGACGGGAUCUCGCCUUGAUGGGGAGCUACCCGCCGGCGGCGGCCCUCCGCCUCGCACCGCUGGCCGGCUGCCAACGGGGGGCGCCACCCCUCCUGGCCCCCUCGGCUCUCGCCCACAGGCUGCCGUCCCCCGCGGCAUCCCCAUCCUCGGGCCCACCCAGGCUGACGCAGGUCUCCCCUCGCAGCACCUCCAAGAACUCGCCUCUUCCUCCCGCCCCUUCCUCUUCCUCUCCAACCACCGCGCCACCGCUCGUUUCUUUCCGACCAUUUGCUCCUUUGGUAUCUUCCGCAGUCCAGCGUCGGGGCUUAGUUGGAUCGGGCAAAUCCGCUCAAGGAUGGGCGACUGAAAUUGGAGCUUUUUGAGGACUAUUUUUUUUUCUUGUUUCAAUAAAAUCCAAAAUGACUUGUGCAAAGGAUACAAAACUCCCAUGUAGCAAAUGACUGCCUCUUUUUCAAAGGACUCUACAAGCCAUAUCAGACUGAAAGUUUCUGAUCCUUGCCAACAAGAUCAAGAAACAAUGAAGACAACAUGUAAGGACGAUUUCAUUGUCAAAUGGAAGAACAUCCAAAAGAGCCAUAUGUUUAACAGAAAGCAAUGAUUCUUCAGCUGUUAUGUAUUACUUUCCAAAUCAACUAUACAUAAGAUGAGUAUUUACGGCAAAGAAUGUUUCGGGAAAAAAAAAUCUACAUAAAAACUAAGUGCCUUUACCUUU
This is a messenger RNA of Syngnathus acus (greater pipefish), 1606 nucleotides long. RefSeq names its product hes related family bHLH transcription factor with YRPW motif like (gene heyl). Gene Ontology annotation, cellular component: nucleus. Gene Ontology annotation, biological process: circulatory system development; anterior/posterior pattern specification; Notch signaling pathway. The record is from RefSeq and is a predicted model, not a curated record. NCBI's taxonomy places the organism in Eukaryota, Metazoa, Chordata, Actinopteri, Syngnathiformes, Syngnathidae. The transcript is spliced from 5 exons. Bases 300 to 1256 code for a protein of 318 amino acids. Gene Ontology annotation, molecular function: RNA polymerase II cis-regulatory region sequence-specific DNA binding; protein dimerization activity; DNA-binding transcription factor activity, RNA polymerase II-specific.